Molecule: messenger RNA, 1425 nt
Organism: Chondrus crispus (carragheen)
Lineage: Eukaryota; Rhodophyta; Florideophyceae; Gigartinales; Gigartinaceae
Product: Adenylyltransferase and sulfurtransferase, MOCS3
Exons: 1
Coding region: 1-1425 (474 amino acids)
Biological process (GO): tRNA wobble position uridine thiolation
Cellular component (GO): cytoplasm; cytosol
Molecular function (GO): adenylyltransferase activity; URM1 activating enzyme activity; thiosulfate-cyanide sulfurtransferase activity
Source: RefSeq, a predicted model, not a curated record
AUGAGGUGCAAUGCCUGGCCCAAUGCCAGACGGGCCAAGCCGCAUCAUUGCUAUAAUCCGGAAUAUGUCCUCUUCUUUUUGAUCCGCACCCCGUCGUCCACUACACCUCCUCCUCUCCCACAUCCACCCCUCCCUCCCAUAUCCACCCCUCCCUCCCAUAUCCACCCCUUCCCUCCAACCACCCACCCCCCUCCUCGGCCAACUAUGUCCACGCCCCUCCCCCCUUCUUCCGUGGAGCGGUACAGCCGCCAGCUCCUCCUCCCGACCUUCGGCGUGCGCGCGCAGACGAAGCUGCAGACCUCGCGUGCGCUAAUCGUAGGCUGCGGUGGACUCGGCAGCCCCGCGCUGUUGUACCUCGCGGGCGCAGGCGUGUCCGUAUUGGGGUUAGUCGACCGUCCUCACGACGUGGUCGACCGCUCCAACCUGCACCGCCAGAUCGCGCACGCGGACGCACGCGUCGGCCAGAGCAAGGUUGCCUCUGCCGCCGCGGCCGCGCGCGCGCUCAACCCGCACGUCGUCAUCGAGACGCACGCCGAGUUCGUCGCGCGCAACGCCGUCGAGCUCGUGUCCACGUACCACGUGGUCCUCGACUGCACCGACAACGUCGCUGCACGCUACCUCGUCAGCGACGCGUGCGCGGCCGCGAAGGUCCCGCUCGUGUCCGGCGCGGCCAUCGGCAUGGAGGGGCAGCUCACCGUGUACUGCGCGGGCGCCGAUACACCGUGCUAUCGCUGCGUCUUCCCCGCGCCCCCGCCCCCGUCGUGCGUCGGGAGCUGCGAUGCCGCAGGCGUGCUCGGGCCCGUCCCCGGCGUCAUUGGGACUAUGCAGGCGCUCGAGGCGCUUAAGUUGCUGGGCGGUAUUGAGAAGACUACCACGUUGAGGCGAAAGCUCUUGCUCUUCGAUGCCGCGGAUUCCGCGUUCAGGACUGUCAAGUUGAGACCGCGGGCUAGAGAGUGCCCCGCAUGUGGGGAUGAGCCCUCGAUUGAGGUUGCGCGGUUUGCCUACGAAGCCUUCGCCUUGGGGAGGGAUGGCAAGGCUCCAGUUGGAGGCGUGACUGUCGAGGCCCCGGCAGCGAAUGCAGUGCCUGGUUUGGACGGUUUGCGAAUAUCUGCGGAGAAGUUUGCAGGGAUUCGGAAGGACGCCUCCAAGUAUCGCCUCAUUGAUGUUCGACCGGAAGCUGAGUUUGCUAUGUGUCAUCUGGAAGAAGCCAAGAGCUACCCGCUGGCCGACUUGCCUUCUUCCGGUGUACUUGUAGAAGGUGAUGACGCAGAUACUGUCCAGACGAUAUUUAUAUGUAGAAGAGGAAACUCGAGCCAGAAGGCUCUAAAGCUAGCAGUGGAGAGAGGUAUGCAGAAUGCCGUAGAUGUCAUCGGAGGUCUUCAAUCAUGGCAUCAUAAAGUAGACGCCAACUUCCCACUCUACUGA